Molecule: messenger RNA, 4667 nt
Organism: Astyanax mexicanus (Mexican tetra)
Lineage: Eukaryota; Metazoa; Chordata; Actinopteri; Characiformes; Acestrorhamphidae
Product: carbohydrate sulfotransferase 11
Exons: 3
Coding region: 398-1417 (339 amino acids)
Biological process (GO): carbohydrate biosynthetic process; proteoglycan biosynthetic process
Cellular component (GO): membrane
Molecular function (GO): sulfotransferase activity
Source: RefSeq, a predicted model, not a curated record
UCUCUGAGCAAACAGUGGGAGAAAGCGCUACAUAGAGCUAUUAGUCUUCAGCUUCAGGAAUGAGGUGUGUAAUGUUACUGGACUCGUGUUAAAGGGGGAUGAGUGAACAGUAGUCAUGCUGGCUGUAGCCCGGCUCUCCUCGCGCUCUGACUGACGGGCUGAGUGAACGGGCUCUGCUGCAGCCGCUUGUCCUCCAGCCGGUUCUGGACACGAUGCCGGAGAGUACCGGGAGAAAAGCGCCCGGGCUCCGAUCAGAGACUGCCCCGAACUGUGUCUGCCGGACCGGCGCGUGUUCCCGGAGAUGCCCCCGGUGAGAUAACCCCUCUGCAGGCGGCCGAGGCCAGAGAGCAGCCCUGUCUAAUGCCUUCAGCGACCGUCCACCCAGAACCAGGACAAUAUGAGAAGAGUCAGCCGGCUGAUCAUCGCCAUGUGUUUGGGCUCCUUUGUCAUGAUCAUAAUCUACUUCCAGAGUAAUCUGAAGACAGUAUUGCCUCAAGGCAGUGAGCGGGCCAGAGGUUCCAGGAAGUCUGUCAGGAGCCCACUCCAAACUCUCUACGCAACUGACCCUAUGGACCUAUCCCCCCUGCACCUGAUGCACCAGUCCAGGCGUGAGCUCCUGCAGGACGCGUGCCGUGAGCACACGCACAAGCGUCGUGUGCUGAUCCCAGAUGACUUGAAGCACGUGAUUGUGGACGAUCUCCAUGGCCUGCUCUACUGCUAUGUGCCGAAAGUGGCGUGCACCAACUGGAAGCGCGUGCUGUUAGUGCUCACGGACGAGUCGGGGAACCUGCGUGACCCUCUGCAGAUCCCAGCCAACGAGGCGCAUGCGCCGGGCCGCCUGCGCACACUCUCAGAGUACUCUGCUCCAGAGAUUAACCGACGUCUGCGUGGAUACCUCAAGUUCUUGUUUGUGCGUGAGCCCUUUGAGCGGCUCGUGUCGGCCUACCGCAACAAGUUCACACGCAGCUACAACACAGCCUUCCACCGACGCUACGGCACACGCAUCAUCGCAAGGCAUCGUCACGAGCCAAGUCCGGAAGCGCUUGAGCGCGGUGAUGACGUGUCUUUCGCAGAGUUUGUACGCUACCUUGUGGACCCAGGCACGCGCCGCGAGGAGCCCUUUAACGAGCACUGGGAACGAGCACACACGCUCUGCCACCCCUGCCUCAUCGGCUACGACGUGGUGGGCAAGUACGAGAAGCUGCACGAGGACGCUGCCUACGUACUCAAGCUGGCGGGCGUCGAUGGUGACGUGAGCUUCCCCAGCUUGGCCGGGAGCACGCGCACCACCGGAGACAUGGCUGCCGACUUCUUUAAAAGCAUCAGCCCAGAGUACCAGAAGAAGCUGUACGACCUGUACGGCAUGGACUUCCUGCUGUUCAACUACUCAACACCUGCAUACCUGCAGCUCACAUGAGGCCUGGAGCCUCUCACGUGUUUUAGGGUUUAUGUGUUGAUGUUGCAAGUUUAUUUGAGUUAUUAUCAGAACACUGUGCCUUUAGGCAUCAUGAUGUAUUGUAUCAUUUUCGUUUGCGAUGCAUUAUUGAUAUGUGAAUGAUGUUUUUAUUGAAACAUAGGUUAAACUUCCUAAAACUCAAACCUUGAUUUGAGUAACUCCACAUUUUGCCGCUAAUCAAAAAAAUAGGGUAAAUCUGUGGUGAAGAUCAAAUAGACAGAAGGUAAAAUUCUUUGAAACACCAAUAAAUACAAAAUUCCUGGUAUUUGCUUACCGUAUUUUUCGGACUAUAAGGCGUACCGCAUUAUCAGUGAAGGUCUAUUUUCUGGUCUUUUUUGAUACAAAAUGCACACUCAAUAAUAAUGUGCAUUAAGCGACACUAGUAAGGAUGCCUACAUCGAAGUGAGCAAGGGUGUCUCCAUGUUUUCUUUCUAAUAGGGAAGCUGGGGGAAGCGCCUAAGUAAACAAAACUGUAAUUCUUAAAAAAAAAAAGCCAAACAAGUGCUGGAUGUUAAUCUACUCUUUCUAUUCCUCUCUUGAAAAACUGUUUAUUUGGGUGAGUAAAGUGCUUCCAUUUGUUUACACUAAUAUAGAUUUCCAAUAUUUUACGUAAAUGCCAACUGAGGAACCAUUCCGGUAAACCAGGGGGCUAUUAGCCUUCAUCAGCAUUAGCAUCUAAUGCUAAUGCUGCUGCACCCAGCCUUAGUGCUGGAGAAAUUGCACUGAAAACUCACCCAUAUAACGCUGUACUUCAGCAGAUUGGCUUUACUGCCCCUUAUUGCCUGACUGGUAGAAUUCAUAUAUAAGGCUCACUGGAUUGUAAGACACACUGUAAAUUUUGGGGAAAAUGAAAGAAAAUUUAGGUGUGCCUUAUAGUCUAAAAAUUACGGUAUUCAGGAGUAUUGUAUAAUCUUCAGUAACACAAAUACCGUAAAGUAUCAUAGAGAAUUGUAUUGCAAUAUAUCAUCAUUGUUUUUGGAAUUGAAUUUUGAGAUGUCUUUUGAUUUCCACCCCUAAUCUGCACAUCUGUUGGACAGUGACAGGGUGGAGAAUUUUGCACAAAAAUCGCUGGUUAAAGAAAACCUCUUGAACUGUUCAUAACUGUUCAUGUCCUCUUUUGAAUAUUUCUAAAAUUAUUUUAUAAAGAUUUUUUUAAUUACUGUUCUAUUUCAGCACAACAGAGUGGACAGCUUGGACAGCAGCAAUGUGAAUUAUGACAUAUUGAUCUUCAGAAAAGGAUAAUUUAACUAAAUGUCUUUUAAAAUCAUUUGUAAAUUGUAAUUAAUAUGAAUCUUGUGUUCUGUUCUUGGACUGAACUUGCUGAGAUGGCCUGAAUUUACCUUAUUUUAAGUUGUUUCACUAUUUUUUUUUACAGUGGAACACUUGAUUUUUUCAGCUUUUUAAACCUAUGCCUGGACUCGUCCUCUUCUCAAAACUUCUGGCCUCAGAGAGCUCUAAGCAUCUUGCCAGACACGUGUUAGCUGACAUAGCAGAAUUGGCAGUUAGCGUUCUCCUCCAAGCUGAGCAGUUGUCCAGUCACAAUGAGGUGACUGCAGUUUGGAAAAAAUGUGGUGUUUGGUUUUAUGUGACUCUGAGGAAUCGUGUGCUAACCUUGCCCCUCCCAGACUAGUGGUUCUGUGCAGUGUGUGGAGAAUAAAAACGCUGGUGAGAAUUGAACACCACUAAAUUAGUUUGGAACUGCCUUUGUCCUUGUUUUGUGCCAAUGGCUUUUUAAAGUUUUUAAAGUUUUAGCAUUGUUAGUUUAUCUUACAUCAUGGGAUGUUAAAAUUACAUCAAAAUGGAAUGAAUUUCACCCAUCUACAAAAAAAACAAGUUGUGAUUUCUGAAUAUGUGACCAUGUGUCAGGGUUAAUAUUAACCUAGUUAUAUCAUAUUUCAGUUGUCAUUUUUCAGGUAUAAUAAGGUUGUUUUUUAAUAUGCCAUUAAAACGUGUUUUUAAUGAAAGUGUUGUUGGAUAUUGAUGCAAUAGCAAGUUUCAGUAAUUGUUUGUUUGUGCCAUAUGAACACAUGAAACAUACAUAAAAUUGUUUGUGGCUCUGUUCACAUUACAAGCCUUAUUAAUCAAUUUUGUUUUUCGCUCAGAUUGGAUUUUGGCAAAAUUUACGGUUCACAUUUAUAUGACAGAUUUCUUCCCAGUUGCCUACAUUAGUUGCCUACAGGUAAAAAGUCACGUGAAAUCCGAUCUGUUUACAUUCAUGUGUCAUGCCCACAAAUCAGAAGCAUAUCUGACCUUAUAGGAUCAUAUACUGUAUGCAAUGCUGUGUUCAGACCGACAAAAUUCAAAUGUUAGCAUAUCUACAGUAUAUUGCAUCCAGAUUGAGGUUUAAUAGUCUGAACAGCCAGAAACUACAUAAAAUCUGAUUUUUGCUAAUCGGAUCCAAACCGCAUUUGAAGUAUGAUAUUUUGCUUCACUUACAACACAUUAAACAACAAGUACAUCAAUUAUAUUAGAAUGAUGGAAGUGCAGGGAUACAAAAGAAUGCCAAAUGGUAUUACUGACACAGACCAUAACACCAUAUCAACCCAUGCAGAUUCCUAUGCGACGUAUGGGUAUGCUAAUCUUCUUCAUCACUUGCAAAUAACAGUGUGGACAGUCAUCUCAAAAGACUUGAUUUGCCUACAGUAUGAACAUAUCCAGAGUGAUUUAAAAAAGUCUAGAUUUGACCUGUCCACACUGCCCUGACUAAUUCAGAUCUGUGGCAAAUUAAGGCAAAAAAAAUCUAAUUUGAGUCAUUUAAGGCUGGUAAUGUGAAUGUAGCCUGAGUUCUGAGACAAAGAUAUGGGUGUAUUGGUUCACAGUGGAGAUCAGGAAUUCCCAACAAGGUGAAGGUCUAAAGCCUAAGGUGUUACACAUGUUUUCUUCUAAUGGAAACCGAGUGUACUUCAGUGCUCAUGCUGGUUGUCAUGAGCAUAACACAGAGUUUAAGAGUUCUUGCAAGUGCUCUUCAUACUCUAAACUGUCUGUGUUCUGUCAGUGCCUUGAGAACAAGGGUUUUAAGGGACCAGAAAUGUGAAGCAAAACUGUAAUUUCAGACGGUCACAACACUCUAGGGCAUGGACACUUAUUUAAAAAAAAACAGUUAUUUAUCUUGAGAGUUCAGGCUGGAGAACCACUGAACUCUCACAGUGAAGACUCAACAUUCAGCAGCUCUGUAAUUACAGAUGAACUCAAAUAAACCAGGCGAAGCAGA